Microsporum canis CBS 113480 is the source of this 984-nucleotide messenger RNA. RefSeq lists its product as hypothetical. The record is from RefSeq and is a predicted model, not a curated record. NCBI's taxonomy places the organism in Eukaryota, Fungi, Ascomycota, Eurotiomycetes, Onygenales, Arthrodermataceae. The transcript has a single exon. The coding region runs from base 1 to 984 and encodes 327 amino acids.
AUGCCAGCUCUUCGCCCACACCCUCGGAGUAUUCUCUUGACAUUAGAUGCAUUCAACACGAUUUUCCACCCUCGCCAACACGUUGCACUCCAAUACACCCAAGUCGCAAAGGCUACAGGCUUCAUAUCCCCAAGUGUCUCACCAGAAACAGUACAAGCUGCAUUCAAGGUUGCUUAUAAACGCGAAAGUGCUUCAAGGCCGAAUUAUGGAAGGAAUACACCGGGUUUUGGAGGGCCAAGAGAGUGGUGGGCGAACAUUAUACGGGAUUGUUUUGCUCAAGUUCACAUGGAAGAAAGGCGGAGAGAGAACACCUUGGAAACAGGAGUAGUGCGGGAAGUCCCUGAUUCAUUGGUGACAGAGCUUCUUCAGCGAUUUGAAAGCAAAGAAGGGUAUGCUCUAUUUGAUGACGUGGAAGAGUUCUUCGGGCGGCUGAAAGCCUGUAAGAGGGAACUGCAAGAGAAGAAGAAAGCUGGCUGUAUAGAGAGCAGUGGUAUCGAGAAUAUCAUCGUGGGAGUAAUUUCUAAUUCAGAUGAUAGAGUAUCUUCUGUCUUGAACUCUCUGGGACUAUCGGUUGGCAAUGCUUGGGCGGAUAACGGAGAACUGCUACUUCGUGCUGCUUCGUCAGCUCCUACUACAAAUGCGGCUGAAGCCGAAUUGAACGAUAUUGAUUUUAUAGUUACGAGUUAUGAGGCUGGAGAGGAGAAGCCACAUCAUCAUAUCUUUGACAUUGCCAAAACCAGGGCUAAAGAGCACCUGUUAGCUACGGAUCCAUCGUAUGAGUUAAAUGAUGACUGGAGAUGUAUCCAUAUCGGAGAUGACUACGGUCACGACUACAAAGGAGCCACCAAUGCUGGCUGGGAAGGCUUCCUCUUACUCAGAGAUGGGAUGGACUAUCUCUCCGGUACAAAUCACCAGGCAAUAGACGGUGAUGUAAAGUCUCUCCAAUCCCUAAAUGAGCUGUAUUCGUAUUUAGGCCUGAGAUAA